Molecule: messenger RNA, 1336 nt
Organism: Chara braunii
Lineage: Eukaryota; Viridiplantae; Streptophyta; Charophyceae; Charales; Characeae
Source: the annotation of a GenBank genome assembly
GCUCCUCCUCCUGACGAUAAUAAUGAUAGCAAUAAUGAUUAUGACUGCGGUGGUGUUUUCAAUUUCAAUUUCGAAAACGGUGCGGUGAUGACGAGACGACGAUGGUGGGGUUCUUUCAAUUUCAACAUCAAGAGGAAGAGCAGAAAAGAAGAAGAAGAAGAAGAAGAAGAAGAAGAAGAAAGAAAGAAAGAGAAGGAGGAGGAGAAGGAGGCGGAGGAGGAGGAAAAGGAGGAGAAGAGGGAGGCGGAGAAGAAGAAGAAGAAGACGAUGAUGACGAAGAAGAAGAAGAAGAAGAAGAGGAGGAAGAAGAAGAAGAAGGAGAAGAAGAAUCGACACCCUAGAAAGUCGAGGAUGGAAGGUUCGAUAAGCACCAAGGAAAGAGAACUCAAGUUUAGGCAAGAUGACGACGCCGAUGAUGAUGAUUAUGAUAGUGACGAUGGUCUUUGUGCACUUAUGAUGAUGCUUCAUGAUUAUGCCACUCGAAAUUUGACGCCUAUGGGGCUUGCGGAGGACCACAUGCCUACUCAUGCCAACAUCCCGAGAGUGGCUACGCCGUACAGCGGGUACCCAGCAGGAACAGAGUUGCUGUAUGACGUGGGCAAGCUGUACAAGAAAGCUCUUGGGAAAGUUUUUGAGGAAGAGGAGUGGGGACCACUAGAAUGGACCAUCAUGGCUAAACAUUAUCAGCGGCAAGGACAAGCAAGUUACGCUCAUCAUGCGGCUUAUCUGGCGCAUUUAUCAUCGAGCGCCUCUGUUGCAGCUGCUGCAGCAGCAAAUGCAUAUCCUCCUGCAGUUGGUGCCUUAUCUGCCGCAGCAGCAGCAUAUGCAUCUCCUGCUGCUGCAGGUGCCUUAUCUGCUGCUGGAGCAGGUGGUACAGCAUCUGUUGCAUCUGCAGGACCUGCAGCUGCUGAAUCUGCAGCAGCAGCAAGUGCUGCAUCUGCUGCAGCAGAUGCUACACAUGCAGCACAUGCUGGAACUGCUGCAGCUGCUGCAUCUGCUGCACCAGAUGCUGCAGAUGUCGCAGAUGCAGCAGCCACUGCACGUGUAGCAUUUGUUGCAGCAGAUGGUGCAGAUGCGGCACAUGCAGCAGCUGCUGCACCUAUUGCAGCAAUUGCUGCAUUUGCCGCAGCAGGGGUGUUGCAUGUGUCGCAGAUUCUGCACCUGCUGCAGCAGCGAAACGUCCAUCACAACCCCCCUUGACCCCCCUGGCCCCAACCUAUUUCCCCAUCCUUUUUUUUUCUCGUCCAAAUGACCUAAAAUAUUUUUAAUGGGGUGUCCUCAGGUUGUCCUCAGCACUUGACAAGCUGCCUCUACCUGAUAAAACUGCCCCGAACAG